AUGACCACAAACACCUCCUCCCAGGCUCUAGACGAUCUUGUCAGAGCAACCAACCUCUUCGAAAAAUAUCUACACACUAUUACAACCUUGCAAGAUGGCCUCGUCGCUCGUCAACUUGACACAGUCGAGAGUCGUACUCACAACAGCAUUGCUGUGCCUGAAUCCCAUGGUGCACUUACACUUACACCACCAGUGAGGGCUUCCACAGGCCUGACAUACACAACGGAGAACUCCCUAUCUACCAUAUAUCGACGUGCUCGAGCUGCUACCUUUGAGAGCACCAGGGAGAGGCCGUCGUUCUCUGCUGAACAUCGACCUUAUAUGGACUCGCCAAGCGGCAGUCAUUGUGUCCCCCUUCAGCAUAAUGAAGACGUCCCUUUUCUUCCUCUGCUCCCGGCCGCCGUCACAGCAACGGCACGAGCGGUCGAGGAGUAUCCCCUCAAUAUAGUUCGUGGUCAUCUCCAUCGCGAACGCUGGGAAGAUUAUGAGCUCCUGAACUAUCUCAAAGACACCCAAUUCAGCCCCGAGAUGACUUGUCUUCUCGACGAGGUCAUGAAGCGCCGCUCCGAAAUUCCUACAGCCUUGUCCUUUCGAGACUUUGCAGGUUAUGAGAGGGAGCAGUACAGCCAGUCCACUUUUGAGGUGUACGAGAUCAAGCACGGGAGUAGCCUUGUGAAGCUCAAUGCUGAUGGAGACGGAGAUGGGGACGAUCAACUCGAUGUCAAGUACACAGGCAACGGACCGUGCGAUAGUCCAGCGGAUAGUAUUGAUGCUCCUACUGUUUGGGAGACUAUCCAAACUGUUAAUCCCAGCGGCCAGUCUGUAGGUCGAAUUACUAUCGUUCAAGAACCUACACCUCUGAUUCUCGCAGCCCUCCAACUUACAAUGUCUCCCCAUUUUGAUAUGCCUGAACUUCUCACUCAUCUUCUCUCCGACGAGCCCAAUCGUGGCCGCACUCACGCCUUCAUGACUCGAGCGUACGAACGACCUCCCUCCCAUAUCACAGCCAACCUGACUGUUACCACUCCACCUUCACCAAUGCCUCUUCCUGUCGGGUUAACAAUGACCCCUACACCCACCACAGCCAAUGUUCGCCAGAAGUCAUUCUUUUUCGUAUUUAAAUACUACACCGUUGUCGACCCCCCUCUUGAGCCAGCUCCUUGGCAGCGGUUCGAUAAGCGGCCUUCGGAGAGUCGCAUGGGAGACCACAUUGACAUUGCAGAGUGCGGCUCAGUGUUGGCUUUGUCGCUCGGUGGUGAGCCUCAGAAAGCUCCUGUUAUGAAACCUCGAAGGGAGCGUGCCCGAGAGGGCCUCUUGUUUGAAACCUUUGGACCAUGGCAGUUGCUUGUCAUACAGAGCUUUCCAGACAAUUCUCAUACGGUUCGAGGCAAAGAGUUUGAGAAGAAAUGCAUCAAUGGACCGUACGCAUUCCUGGACUUGCUCAUCUCUGAAUAUCGCGAUGCAACAAAACGAAAUCUCAUCCUCCACGAGCGAGUUACCAAGCUCAUAACUCCACCUCCGGAAUUCAUGUUCGAUCCUAAGCUAAGGGACAAGCUUCUAUUCGAAGACAAGUACUUCACGUACAUCAGAAGAUACUUUUGGGCGUACAACACCCUCGCCGUCGUGAACACUGGUAUCAAGUCGAUGAUCGCUGCAUACGUCGAUACAUUCACCGACAGUUUCUGGGCCGGUACUCACCCAACCCUUUGGCCACACAAAGCUCCUGAAUCACCCGACGGCAUUGCUUACCGUAACCACAUGGCCAAUCUACGCCGUGAAUUCGACAAGGUUAUUCAAGAACUUACAGAGGUUCUCAAACGCAACGAGCGCACGCGCAAGGAGAUCGAGAACUUGCGGGAUCAACUCUUCAGUGGAAGUUCGAUCAAGGAGAGUCGAAGGGCGAUUGAGCAGGGUGAUAACAUCCGUAUACUCACCAUGAUUAGCAUGAUCUUUUUGCCGCUUACUUUCGUUACGUCUGUAUUUGGCAUGACGGUCUUCACAAUCCCCGCGACAGACUGGCGAUUUGCCCUUACCAUGGUCCUUGUCUGCGUCCCCUUUAUGAUUCUCAUCACCCUUCUACAAACUCGUUCCUUUGGCCGCUUGCUUCGCAAACUUGGUGCCAUUGGUAACAUACCCGUUCGUCUUUUCACUCGUCUUCGAAGUCGAUCGCGAGACACCAACGACAUUCCAGACAGCCGCUCCGUCGCUGCAGCCAGACUGAAACGAGGCAGUGGUGCGUGUCCUAUGAGGAGGAUGACUUGGCCAUGGGGUGAGAAAGUCACACCUAGAGUCGAGAUGGAUGACUUGGGACAAGUUUGA
Molecule: messenger RNA, 2319 nt
Organism: Fusarium sp. VM40
Lineage: Eukaryota; Fungi; Ascomycota; Sordariomycetes; Hypocreales; Nectriaceae
Source: the annotation of a GenBank genome assembly